CGUAGCCACGAGACGUCGUGAUCUGUGGUUAUUUUAAUAUCGUAUUAAUUCGAGUGUCAAUUCACUAGUUAAAAACAUGAUUUCAAAAAUGUCAGUGAAACUUUUUCUUCUUUGUGUAACAAUAAGUGUAAAUUAUGUAACAUCUGCAGGAUUGGUAUGUGAUCGGGAAAAUGAACACUAUGAGUGUGGCAGUGCGUGUCAAACAACUUGUGCCACGCUGGGCACUGUGUGCCCUAUUGUCAACAUUAGGUGUAAUGAUGCAUGUUACUGUGAUGAAGGAUUCGCUAGAGAUGAUAAUGGGAUCUGCAUACCUGAAGGAGAAUGUCCACGACGCUCUCGAGAACGUCGUGCACACAAGAAACCAGCAUCCAUCUGUCCCGGAGAGUUCGAAGUCUACACAGAUUGUUACAAGGACUGUCCUCCAAACACCUGCUUGUCUCUCGUGGCGAAGUUCAAAUGUGAUGGCUCCGAGCCCUGCAAGAAGGGAUGUGUCUGCCAAUCAGGGUACCUUCGACAGAAAGCUGACACACCCUGUAUACCGAUACGAGAGUGCAUGGAGAUGAAGAAUGCUCCACAAUCAUAGUUUAGCGUUUAUACUAAAGAUAUGGGCCUCACGACACAGGGAGUCCUAAUGUGAGGUCCAGGAUCGUACCAAAAUAUAAUAUAAAGUUCUAUAAAUGUAUUUAUUAUUUAUUUAUUCACGUCUUUCAUAGUCAGUCGAGCUAUUUAAGUAAAAAAAUAUGUAAGAUUAAUUCAGUACAGCUGGGGUAUUCUGUAACUUGAAAAGAUAGACCGCAGUGAACUCGAUCACGGUCCGUCAUGUUAUUGGUGGUGAGAAAUCUCGACCAAUGACGGACGAGAACGCGAUCGAGCGCACUUUGAAGGUUCGAAUUGACAGUUACCGCGAAUAGGCUAGCAGGAACAGCAACCUUCGAUUGGCUAUUGACAGCCAAAAUUAAUAGCUGAUAUUGAUUUAAAAUUUCAUCUUGUUUGCUAAAAAUUCAAUGAACUAAUACCGACUUGACUUCAGUAAAAAGCCUACAAUUUAUUAUUACAACAGAACUACUAUCUCUGUACUGAAUCAAUCUUUAUUUUCUUAUUUACAUAAUAAAUUAUCUGGCUCAGUUUAAGAAACAAGUUCAGCCUGUUAUAUUUCGUUAAUUUUAAAACAUUAUUGUUUUGUAAAUUAUUAUGUUUUCGGCUUACUCACGUAAUUAUUUGACGAAGAAUUCGACUAGUUUCAAGUCAUGCUAGAAGCAGCAGAAACAGAAGCAGCGCGACUGUCGCUGCGUCGUGGGUCGCGAAAUGCUGCUCAUUAAUAUGAACCUCUAGCAUGGCUUGAAACUAGUCGAGUUUCUCGUCAAAUUAUUA
Molecule: messenger RNA, 1371 nt
Organism: Spodoptera litura
Lineage: Eukaryota; Metazoa; Arthropoda; Insecta; Lepidoptera; Noctuidae
Source: RefSeq, a predicted model, not a curated record